Helobdella robusta is the source of this 1335-nucleotide messenger RNA. RefSeq lists its product as hypothetical. Gene Ontology annotation, molecular function: catalytic activity. The coding region runs from base 1 to 1335 and encodes 444 amino acids. NCBI's taxonomy places the organism in Eukaryota, Metazoa, Annelida, Clitellata, Rhynchobdellida, Glossiphoniidae. The record is from RefSeq and is a predicted model, not a curated record. The transcript is spliced from 3 exons.
AUGACUAAAGAUCCUUUCGCGGAUUCAUUUGGGAACACUGAAUUUGCUGAGGUGGAGCAUGUUAAAAAAUGGUCUGAUCUUUUUGCAAAAAAAGUUGAUUUAAUGGCAAAUGACAUUAAGUCAGUUGCUAGUUCAGUUGCUUCCACUGAUUCAAAAAUUAACAUUUGUAAUGAAAGGAAUGCAAGAAAAAAUAACAUCAUUGUCUUCAAUCUUGUGGAAAACAGUCAUUUCUCGAAAGCAAAAGAUAAAGAGAUAAUGUCUGUCCUUUUUAAUGCUUUGCUACCUGAAACUGAUAUUAGCAAGGAGAUAUCAGACUGCUUUAGAUUGGGUAAAUUAACUGAAGAAAACCAAAGACCCAGGCCACUCUUAAUUAAGUUGAGCGGCUAUUCAUUAAGAACCAAAUAUUGGAAAGUUGCUUCAAAGGAUAGAGAAGAAUGCAAGAAAUUAAUAUCUGAAAAAAAGAAUAGUAUAUCUUCAACAGAAGACAUCAACAAAUUUGUUUUUUUUAUAAAGGGCCAUCCAGGUGAUUUUUAUGCUGUGGCUCGUAGAAAGAAAGAAAAAUUUUCAGUUAGGAACAAGUCAAGUAUUAACUCAACAGUAAUCAAUGAUUUUAUGAUUUUGUAUGCAAAUGUGGAUACUUUGACAAACAAAUUUGUGGAAUUAAAGUUUUUAUUAGAUUCUUGCAGAAGUGCUCCCAAGUUAAUUUUUUUAAAUGAAGUUAAUCCCAAAUAUUACAAGAUCCCACCAAGUCUAUCUGAGUUUCAAUUAAAUGGAUACCAGGUAAUAUCAAAAGGUUUUGCUGUCAAGGAUAGUCGUGGUUUGCUGGUUUAUUUCUGUAAUGAUCUUCCCAUCGCUGAAUUAAUUUUAUCAUCAUCAUUUCACGAAUAUAUCUGUGUUCAGCUGUCUUUGAAACUAAUAAAAUUAAAAGUUCUGUCUCUGUAUCGUAGUCCUGGAAGUUCUGACUUAAACAAUAUUUUAUUAUUACAGCUGCUUGAUGAAUUUUUAAAGUUGCCUGGUUUUCAUCUUAUACUUGGUGAUUUUAAUUUACCGGAUAUCAACUGGGGUUUUCAAGGGUCAACAGGCCCACCUGCAGGAAUAAAUAAUAUGUUUUUAAAUUUCAUCAAUGAUAAUUUUUUGAAACAGCAUAUUGAUCAACCCACCAGAGCUCGUGGUACACGGCAGCCCCACAUUUUGGACUUGGUAAUCACUGAUGUGGAUAUCAUCAAAAACAUAUCCUGUUUGGCACCAAUGGAAGCGGGUGACCACUCUGUUCUUUCUAUGGAGGUAUGUGGCUUCCAUGCGGUAAAACAUUCGGAUAUUAAAAAAUUCUGUUAA